CCUUAAAUAGAGGCCACUUCUUCUGUCAUUCACAUUCAGCAACAAUGUGGGUGCCUUUGCUAACGCUUAUGUUUGCCCUUGCGGCGUGUCACCAGGUGCACCUUGCCCCAGAGUUUGUCAAUGGAAAAACCUCUGUCUACAAAUAUGAGGCCACUGUUAUGGGUGGCCUGCCUGAGGAGGGUCUGGCACGGGCUGGUGUAAAAAUCAGGAGCAAGGUCUUGAUCAGUGCAGCAUCUGUUGGCAUCUACAUCCUUAAGCUCGAAGACCCAGAAAUCCUUGAGUUCAGUGGCAUGUGGCCCAAAGAGGAUUUUGUCCCAGCUAGCAAGCUUACUGCAACCCUGACUGCUCAGCUCUUGAUACCCAUCAAGUUUGAGUAUACUAAAGGUGUUGUCGGAAAAGUGUUCGCUCCGCUUAGCCUCUCUGAAACUGUGCUGAAUCUCCAAAAAGCAAUCCUCAACAUUUUCCAGCUGAACAUCAAGACGUCUCAAACUGUGUAUGAUCUGCAAGAGAUUGGAACACAGGGUAUGUGCAAGACCCACUAUGUCAUCACUGAGGAAGAAAAGGCUGAACGCAUCCUGUUGACCAAGAGUAGGGACCUCAACCAGUGCCAGGAGAAAAUCAUGAAGGAUAUUGGCAUGAUAUACUCAAAGAGAUGUGUUGAAUGUGAGGCUAGAGGACAGAGCAUGAAGGGAGCUUCUGCUAUGAACUACAUCCUCAAGCGAUCAGGCGCCGGUGUUCUGAUCUUGAAUGCAUCUAGUUCAGAGAUCAUCCAGGUCUCGCCUUUCGACAUCCUGAACGGUGCUGCCCAGAUGGAGUCUAAGCAAUCCCUGAUCUACCAGGAUGUUCCGAAAGCCUCAUUAAGGCUCGCCGUAGGUCAAUAUCUUCACCGUGGAUCCCUGCAGUAUGAGUUUGGCAGCGAGCUUCUCCAGACACCCAUCCAGCUUCUGAAGAUCACCAAUAUCAAGGCUCAGAUUGUUGAGCUUCUGGAACACAUGGUGAUCCACAACGUGGACGUAGUCCACAAACAUGCCCCGCUGAAGUUCAUUGAGCUCCUCCAGCUACUGCGUGUGGCCAAAUCUGAUGUUUUGGAUUCCCUCUGGACUCAGUACAAAAAUAGACCUCAUUUCAGGCGCUGGAUCCUGAAUAUUUUCCCUUCCAUUGGUACUACUACUGCUCUGAGGUUCCUACAGGCGAAGUUCCUUGCUGGUGAACUGAAUCUUGUAGAAGCUUCUCUUGCGCUGAUGGCAUCUCUACACAGGGUGUCAGUUGACCUCGAGGCCAUGAAGCUUGUAGAGAACCUGUCUAAGGAGCAAAAGAUCCAAGAUAGCCCACUUCUCCGUGAGAUUGUCUUGCUGGGAUACGGCAGCCUGGUUGCUAAAUACUGUAUUGAGAACCCAUCCUGCCCCGCUGAGCUUGUGAAGCCUCUCCAUGAACGUCUUGUCCAGGCUCUUAGCAGCAAUGACAAUGAGAAGCUCAUUAAGACUCUCAAAGUCGUCGGAAAUGCUGGACAUCCUUCCAGUCUGAAGCCAAUCAGAAAGCUCUUUUCAGGUGCUAAUGAACAACUGCCACUCAGAGUUCACAUUGAAGCUGUUCUGGCCCUGAGGAACAUUGCUAAGAGGGAGCCCAAGCUGGUCCAGAAUAUGGCUAUUCAGCUGUUCAUGGAGAAGAAACUCAACCCAGAACUCCGUAUGGUUGCUGCACUUGUGUUGUUUGAGAGCCAGCUGCCCAUGGGUCUGGUGAUUACUCUUGCUGAUGCCGUCUUGAGAGAAAAAAAUCUGCAGAUCGCUAGCUUUGUCUACUCUUACAUGAAGUCUAUGACCAGGAACACAACUCCUUACUAUGUCUCUGUUGCUGCUGCCUGUAAUGUUGCCAUGAAGAUCCUCAGUCCCAAAUUGGACAGACUCAGCUAUCGCUUCAGCAGAAGUCUCUAUCUUGAUUAUUACCAAGAUGCCUGGAUGGCGGGUGCUGCUGCCAGCGCCUUCUAUAUUAACGAUGCUGCAACUGUUAUGCCAAGAGCCAUUGUGGCCAAAGCUCGCACCUAUCUGGCAGGAAGUUAUGCUGAUGUUAUUGAGGUUGGAGUGAGAACUGAGGGAAUACAGGAAGCCAUUCUAAAAAUCCAAGACGGUCCUGAUAAUGCUGACAGGCUGACCAAGAUGAAACAAGUUAUGAAGGCUCUUUCUGAGUGGAGGGCGCUACCUUCCAGCGAGCCCCUGGCCUCUGCGUACGUGAAGGUCUUUGGACAGGAAGUUGCAUUUGCCAACAUUGACAAAGCCCUUGUUAAUCAAAUUAUUGAGCUUGCCAGUGGAUCAGCAAUUCGUACUUUUGGCAAGAAGGCUUUAGAUGCUCUGCUGGCUGGUAUCAAAAGCCAUUACUCUAGUCCAUUCCUGAUUGCUGAGGUUCGUCGCAUCCUUCCCUCAUCCGUUGGUCUGCCCAUGGAGAUCAGUUUCUAUACUUCUGCUGUGCUUGCUGCAUCGAUUGAAUUGUCUGCAAGUGUGUCACCACCUCUGACUGCCGACACACGUGUUGCCCAGCUUCUGAAGUCUGAGAUAAGCGUUUUGGCUUCCAUGAACCCCAGUCUUGCCAUGCAUACCUAUGCCGUUAUGGGAGUGAAUACUGCAUGGAUCCAGGCUUCUCUGAUGAUGAGAGUCAGAGUUCACUCAACUGUUCCUGCAAAGAUAGAAGCAAGAAUUGACAUUCUGAAGGGCAACUUCAAGAUUGAGCUCCUUCCUAUUAAGACUACCACAAAGAUUUUCUCUGCAGCUGUUGAUACUUAUGCUCUUGCAAGAAAUGUGGAAGACCUCGAAUCUGCCAAAUACACACCAAUCAUUGCAGCUGCACCAAAAGCACAGUCAUCAAAGCCGAGCUCUAGGUUUUCACAGAUGGCAUCCGCUCUGUCUAACAGCAUGUCAGCAUCAUCUGAAGUCCUUCCCGGUGACCUGCCAAAUAACGAUUCCAGCGAACUGAGACGUCUCUCGGAUUUCCAGAAGAUAAUGUGUUCUGAAAGCAAAGCUUUUGGUAUCAAAUCAUGCACUGAGCUUAAGUCUAGCAACAUCGCCUUCAUCAGAAAUUGCACACUCUACACUUUCAUUGGAAAGCAUUCCAUAAUGACGGACGUUUCUCCAGCUGACGGGCCAGAAAUCGAGAAGAUUGAAAUUGAGGUUCAGUUGGGGGAAAAAGCAGCAGAUAAGAUCAUCAAAGUGAUUACCAGAAGUGGGGAGGAAGAACGUACUCAGGACAGGACCGUGCUGAGGAAACUUCAGACAUUCCUGUCACUUGAUUUAAAGAACAACACAUCAUCUUCAUCCAGCUCCAGCAGCUCUAGCAGCAGCAGCACUUCCUUUCAAUCAACCGUGUCCUCGUCUAGCUCCCAUAGUGGCAAUCCAUCGAACUCUUCCAGCAGUUCUUCCAGCUCCAGCUCAUCCAGCUCCAGGUCCAAUCAACAACUGUAUGAAAUGAAGUUUAUCAAGAACCACAUCAACCAGAAUGUUCGCUCCAAAGAACGUAGCAACAGCAAGUCCUCUAGCCAGAGCUUCGAGAAGAUCUUCAAUAAGGCCAAGUACCUCGCUGAUACCGUCGCUCCUGCUGUGACCAUUCUCAUACGUCCUCUGAGAGUCGACAAAACGGUCCAGGGAUACCAGAUUGCAGCUUACGUUGACAAAACUGAUGCCAGAGUGCAGAUCAUUUUUGCCAACCUGAAAGAGGGUGACAACUGGAGAAUCUGUGCCGAUGGUGUGAUUCUGAGCAACCACAAAGCAAAGGCUAAGAUUGCCUGGGGCAUUGAGUGCAAACAAUACGAUACUGAGAUCACAGCUGAGACUGGUCUUGUGGGUAAAGAUCCUGCAAUCCGCCUGAAGCUUACCUGGGAAAGACUUCCCAAGAGCAUGAAGCGCGUUGCAAAAAAGAUCUCUGAUUUCAUUUCCCGCGUCACAAAGUCAUGGGGAGUAAGCCAGGCAAAGGCCAAAAAUAUUCCUAGGGAGAUCAAACUGUCUGUGGCUGCUCCUUCUGAUAGAACCCUGAAUGUUGUUUUCAAGACACCAGAGAGGACAAUGUCUAUACUUGGCCUGAGUCUCCCUAUUUGUUUGCCAAUCGGAGACACUGCCAGCGAGCUGGAACCGUUCAAGGACAACUUGGCCGACAAGAUCUCCUACAUGCUCACCAAGGCUCAUUCAGCUGUGUGCUCCGUGCAAGAAGACAAGCUGGUCACAUUUAACAACAAUUCAUUUCCUCUUGUGGUGCCCCAGUCUUGUUUCCAGAUGUUGGUUCAGGAUUGCACCCUGCAACUUAAAUUUAUUGUUAUGCUGAGGAGGGAUGUAAAAAAGAAGCAGAACCAGAUCUAUAUCAAGAUCGAUAACCUUGACGUGCAUCUGUAUCCCGUGGAUGGUGCUAUCGUGGUCAAGAUUGUUGAAGGAAUAAUCACAUACAAUGACCUGCCAUAUCACCAUAGCAAUGGCGAAAUUCAUAUUCAACGGAUGGGUGACGGUGUCGCUCUCAUUGCUCCCAAAUAUGGUCUAAAUGAGGUCUACCUUGAUAUGAAAACACUGAGGGUAAAGGUUGUGGACUGGAUGAAAGGACAAACUUGUGGACUCUGUGGAAAGAGUGAUGGCGAAAUAGAACAGGACUUACAAACACCCAACCAGCGCCAGGUCGAUAACGCUGUCAGCUUCAUUCAUUCCUGGGUUUUGCCUGCAAAGAGCUGCCUUGAUGCCUCUGAGUGUUACAUGAGGCUUGAAUCUGUGAAACUGGAGAAGUCGGCGAUCGUUCAUGGCCAAGAGUCUAAAUGCUUCUCUGUUGAGCCUGUGCUGCGCUGCUUGCCUGGCUGCGAUGCAGUAAAGACCAUCAUUGUCGAUGUUGGCUACCACUGCCUGUCCGCUGACUCUACCGUGAGCCACGGACAACUCAACAACAUCUAUGAGAAGAGCAUUGACAUCAGGGGAGAACCUGUGGCCCAUCUGGCCUGUCGCUGUAAUGCCAAAUGUGCAUAAUCUCAUUGCCUUCAGUCAAUUUAGAACUUUAUUUCAUUCAAACAUUUCAUUGGUGAUUACCUUGUUGAACUGUACAUUUGACAUAUUGCUUGUGUAUUAUUUACAAUGGCAGUUACUAAAUGUUAAUAAAGCAAAUUGAAAAAAUCA
Pseudoliparis swirei is the source of this 5129-nucleotide messenger RNA. RefSeq names its product vitellogenin-2-like. The record is from RefSeq and is a predicted model, not a curated record. The transcript is spliced from 34 exons. Gene Ontology annotation, biological process: lipid transport. Bases 45 to 4982 code for a protein of 1645 amino acids. NCBI's taxonomy places the organism in Eukaryota, Metazoa, Chordata, Actinopteri, Perciformes, Liparidae. Gene Ontology annotation, molecular function: lipid carrier activity.